Molecule: messenger RNA, 2043 nt
Organism: Eubalaena glacialis (North Atlantic right whale)
Lineage: Eukaryota; Metazoa; Chordata; Mammalia; Artiodactyla; Balaenidae
Gene: OTUD7A
Product: OTU deubiquitinase 7A
Biological process (GO): protein K63-linked deubiquitination; protein deubiquitination involved in ubiquitin-dependent protein catabolic process; protein K11-linked deubiquitination
Cellular component (GO): cytoplasm; nucleus
Molecular function (GO): cysteine-type deubiquitinase activity; K63-linked polyubiquitin modification-dependent protein binding
Source: RefSeq, a predicted model, not a curated record
AUGGGCAGCUCCGACGGCCACUGGCACGGAGGCAGGAAGCCAGGCUCCAGCAACCAAGCUGCUGGCCUGGCCGAGCCCCAGGCUGUGCUGCUCUGCUGGGGCCUGACCCUCAGGUGCUCCGUGAUCCCCCUGAAGGAUUCGGAGCACAAGCUGCUGCCUCUGCACUUUGCGGUGGACCCAGGGAAGGACUGGGAGUGGCGGAAAGACGACAACGAUAAUUCCUCUCUCUCUAGCCUGAUCCUGUCGCUAGAAGCCAAGCUGAACCUUCUACACAGCUACAUGAAUGUGACGUGGGUCCGGAUCCCCUCCGAGACCCGGGCCCCUCUGGCGCAGCCGGAGUCCCCGACGGCCUCGGCGGGGGAGGACGUGCAGUCCCUGCCCGACUCGCUGGACUCGGACCGCGACUCGCUGUGCAGCAACUCCAACAGCAAGAACGGCAAGAACUGCAAGGACAAGGAGAAGGAGAAGCAGCGCAAGGACAAGGACAAGAACCGCGCGGACUCCGUGGGCAUCCAGCUGAAGAAGAACAUGGGCGGCCUGGUGCACGGCCCGAUGAGCCGCUCCAAGUCAGCCAACGGCAAGCACGGCGACGCGCCCGAGCGCGGCAAGGAGGAGAAGGCCAAGGCGCGCAAGGGCAGCAAAGAGGAGUCGGGCGCCUCGGCCAGCACGUCGCCUUCGGAGAAGACCACGCCGUCGCCCACGGGCAAGGCAGCAGGCGCGUCGCCAGCCGACAUGGGCGGCGGGCCCCGCGGCGACGCCUGGAAGUACAGCACGGACGUGAAGCUGAACCUCCACAUCCUGCGCGCCGCCAUGCAGGGCGAGCGCAAGUUCAUCUUCGCCGGCCUGCUGCUCACCAGCCACCGGCACUAGUUCCACGAGAUGAUGAUCGGCUACUACCUGACCAGCGCGCAGGAGCGCUUCAGCGCCGAGCAGGAGCAGCGGCGCCGCGACGCCCCCGCCGCCUCCACGGCCAAGGGGCCGCCGCGCAGGUCUGAGGCCCAGGGCGGGCGGAGCCGUGAGCGCGCCUCGCCGGGCCCCCCGCAGCUGGUGCUCAAGCUCAAGGAGCGCCCGAACCCUCGGCCGGCGGCGGCGGCAGCGGCGCGGGCGCCAGCGGACCGGUCCCCGGGGGGCAGCCCCCAGGCGCCGGGGCGCCAGAGCGUUAACCACGUGGAGGCGGUGGGCGCGCGGGACAAGGCGUGCGCCCCGGCCGUGGGCGUGCUGCGGCCGUGCGCCUUGUACCCGCGACAGAGCCGCGAGCUGUCGUCGCUGAGCUACGGCCCGGCGCGCGCCGCCGCCCUGCGCACGGUCAACACGGUGGGGUUGAUGGCGCCCGUCCCAGGGGCCUUGCCCGGCGCGGCGGGGGCGGCGGGCGCGGCCGAGCGCAAGUCGCAGACCUACGCCAAUGGCUUCGGCUCGGCGCGCGACGGCCUGGAGUUCGCCGACGCGCCGGCCGCGCGCUCGAACGGUGAGGGCGGCCCGGGCGGCCGCCAGCGAGAGAAGUGCGCGUUCUACGGGCGCGCCGAGACCGAGCACUACUGCUCGUACUGCUGCCGCGAGGAGCGGCGGCGGCGGCGGCGCGAGGCCCCCCGCGGCCCGGCCCUGAGCGCGCGCCGCUGCGCCGCCGGCCGGGCUGUCCUCUCCGUGCUCGGUCACCUGCGUGCGAGCGGUGGUGCCACCCAGGGUUUCAAAGCGAACGCGCGGCCCCGGGACCGCGGUGGCGGCUCUGCCUCGGGCUCCCUCCCACCUGUGCCCCUCCCGGGCCCCUGGAGGACAGGACGCUUGGGCGCCCGCUGGCGCCCUGCCCCCGGCUCGAGCGACAUUCACACUGCCCUCAAAGCCGCGGGCGUCUGUAGGAUGGGCACCGGACAACCUACCUCGCAGGGCGCGCCUGAGAUCCGGGCCCCACCCCCACCAGGCUCCUCCCCCGGCCGCCUGAAAGGGCCCCAGUUCCUCCACCUGGUCACUGGCUGCUUCACCUGCGGGCGCCUGUGGGUGUCGCUCCUAUCAGACAGGAUGCCCUCCAUUCACGUAGUUUACAAAUAG